AUGGACAUACACAACUCGAGAGAGGGCGCGCAAGGACUUUCCAAAAUGGGUAACGAGGAGGCACAAGUUAGGGAGAGGCUGCACAAGAAAAAAGUCAUAUCCAAGGUGGGGUCCAAAGGGGGAUCCAAAGGGGGAUCCAAAGGGGGAUCCAAAGGGGGAUCCAAAGGGGCGUCCAAAGGGGAAUCCAAAAUGAGAUGCAAAUUGAGAUCCAAAGUGGGUGCCGCAGAAAAUAGCCAGGUGAAAACACCAAAAGGGACCCAUUUGAACAGCGCCGUCAGAGAAAAGUCAAACAUUAAGACAGUCAUUCAUUCUGGUGCUAAAUCUCUCAAAACGAAAAUAAAAAAAUUAAAAAAAAAAUAUGAACAUAUUCAUAUGGUAAAUCAUAAUAAUGAUGAGCAUGUGAAGUCUCUUCUUCAUAUACACCAUAAUAGUCACCAUGGUGACACAGGUGAAGAGGGGAAUUCCAUCUGCCGAAACAAUUUUAAAGGCACCAAAUAUGUAUGUGCAAAGCGGCUGGAAGGAGAGCAGAAUGGGGUGAACUCAGUCCCCAACGGUGAGGCAAAAACAGAGGAUCAUUUUCGAAGAACUGGAGAAAAUUUUAUUAAUUCUGCUUGCUCAAACCGAAGCUGUAGCAACGAUACACGUCCUAGCCGGAUUAGCAUCGAAAGCCUCAGCGAUUCUAUACCUUUCGGUGAGGGGACCCAUGACGUGUAUGGUCAGAGAGAUUCUAACGCACAUGAUGACGCGGAUCAUAACGCGAACGAUGACGCGGACGAUGACGCAAACGACGACGCCGAUAAUGUGUCUUCGCAAGCUGCCAGUGAAAAAUGUGACGAUUCACCAAGUGAGAAUCUUCCCCCUCCUCAUGUACGAAAAAUGGAUAAAGUUAAUCCCGCGCUGGAAGAAAGACACUCCCGUAGGGUUAACCACAUAAUUGGAAAUCCCGAAAUUAAACAUAGUUUGUCGUGUACAUCUGAUGAUCGGGACCGCUCGGGUGUAGAGGAGGCUAACCCAGGGACGGCCGUCAACAAUAUUGACAACACGAAUGAUGAAAUGAAGAGGUGUACAGCGGAGUCAUUUGCUGAGGGGAUUUCACAAGAUGGUGAUAGUAAUGAUAUAGGGAAAGCGGGACACCCAGAGGGAGACGUGAUAAGCGGCCAUGAAAAAGCCAUAAACAAGAGUAACCUAAAUGAACCGCUUAUGGCGGAACAAAACGAUGUAGAACCCCAUGGGGGUAAAAACGUCUGGGGGGGCAUUGCUGAUCUUAAUGGAAUAGAGGAGGGGGAAAUAGGAACAACGAUUGGUGAUUACCAUGCAGAGGACGACAGGGGUGAAAUGGGAAACCCUCCAAGUGAGGAAGGGUUCAAUGCCGUUCGUUUGGAAGCGCGAGGGGAUAGCCAUUCGUCACGUGGAACAGUUUCGGGCGAACGAGUUAGUGAUGAGAUGAGUGUGGCUGCCGAUGUGCAACAGCAGGGGGGACUUGGAAGUGGCCAGGACAAAAAUGACCAGGACGGAAAUCCCCACGGUGAGGACUACCAACGUGACAACUACCAGGGAGAACCUGGCCAACGCGAAAAUAACCCAAUGGAGUGCCGCCGAAACGAGCGAUGUGCAGCUCCAAUGAUCGCCCAGGAAGAGAAGUUCGACUUGCGAAACAUUCUAAGCUGCAACAUAGACACGUCCAAAGAGGGACAAGGAGAAAUGGAAAAACUAAAUCGCCUAAUUAGCUUCCGAGAUAGUGCACAAAAGUAUCUGCAAAGUUACAUAGACUCGUUUCUAAAUGAUUCCUUUCUCAUGUCAUCCUAUCUGCCCUAUUUACACUACUACGACCAGAAUGCAUACGACAAGAAGGAAAAGAACUUUUUAAAAAUGGUCACCCAUUUUAUGGAUCAUUUUCACUACAAUAAAAAACUGAGCAAGGAAAUACGAGAGUUUAAAAACGACUUUAUAAAUUCACCACUAAAUGAAAAAAUAAAAUAUGUCGAUAAAUUUCCAUUUUUAAGGUUACCCGAAAUGUGCACAGACAGGGUGAAGUGCCAAUUUCUCAGGCUGCUAAAAGAAUAUUGCAAGAAGAAAAAAAAAAGAAAAAAGAAAAAUUACUACCAAUUCUUCUUAUGCCACAAAUUUGUUAAUCAAAUUUUUAAGUUAAAGGAAAAAUGGGUCGAAAAUAAUUUUCUCCAAAUUGGGUUGACCGAAUUUGGCCCACCGGUAGCGCAGCAGGAGGAGCAGCGGAAGCAGCAGAGGGAGCAGAAGGAGCACACGCAGCAGGAUGAUGAAGGAGAGGUGGUGGAGAGACACGACGCCGAGGCCUCGCUUGAAACGCCAUCCCUAAAGGAACCUAUAAAAGAGGAAGGCUAUCCUUUCCCCACUGUUAAGGAGAGGAGUCCAAACGGGCUGGAGCAAAAGAGUUACCACCAAAUGGGUGAAAAAUGGAACAACGAUAUUUUGUGCGAACAGAUUAUCUCUUCUCCGUUUUUAAAGGAAGGGAACAUUUCUAAUGGUGACUUUGCGAUGACAAUGAAAACGAUGGUGCAUUCGUUGGAUGAUCGUGGAAGGAAGUUAAUUCAAUUAAGUGACGCGAAAAAAAUGGAACAACAUGCUAGUUGGUCCUAUCCUCGGCAAAGCAAACAUUUCAUUCGGAAGCAUCUCAACACCGUGGUUAGAAACAAACUGUUCAAUGUGCUUCAUUUGACUGAUGCGAAAUAUAGGGAAAAAAUUUACAUAAAGAAUGAGGACCACCAUAUUAUCAACAACAUUUCUUUUUAUAAAAACAAAAUAAACAGAUUGUAUGCUUAUCUCAUGGCUUGCGCGCUUAUGGGACACUCCCCGAACGUUAGGCAGCCCAAUAUAUCGUGGAACGGGGGCUCCGAUGUGAGGGGAAACCCCAAAGAACACCUCCAAGCCGAAACACCCCCCAGAAAUAGCGGUCACCUCCGCAGCUCCAACGAAGUACACAUAAAAACUGUGCUCAACGAAAAGGACAGUGGAUCCCAAAAAAGAUGCAUCAGUCUUUGCAAUUUAAUCAAAAUUUCCAACGAAUUUGUAAAAAAUAAUGGGAAUUCUAACAAGGAGGAUGCGCGGAAAAAUAAAAUCGCACACAAUUCUAAUCGGGAGAGUCUAUCAGAAGAUAUGCACAUCCUUACAAGGAAUUUUUUGCAAGACGGGGCAUAUAACAGUGCACCUCCUCAUGUCGGACAAAAUGGAAAAAGGUCAUAUAUCUCCACACUGUCUAAUAAAGCGGAGCGGUUGACUAGGUGUCCGAUCAAAUGUGGGGUGAAAAAUUUGGAACUCCACAAUGAGACGGAUUCGUUGGAGGGAUUAGCUGAUGGGGCCAUGUGUCUUCCACACGUAACGAGCGGAUUGGACGAAGCGAGGAAUGAGACGCCCUAUAAAUGGGAAGAGGUCAGCGUGGGAGGCGAUCUGCAAUGCGGGUCCCGCGAAGGCAGGGGAAAAAGGCUCACCUCAGGUUUGAUAGCAGAUGACCAAGUCAGUCGCAUCGCAGGGAAUCAAGUCAAUCGCACCGCAUAUAACGAAGUGAAUCGAAUCGCAGAGGACAGAGCGGAGCAAAGACCAGAUGAACGACUGGACCUCCAUCCCCCUGUGAAGAAAAAAAAAACGGACAACAACAAAUUUCAGUUGUCACCCGACUUACAAUUCCUAUACGAUGCGUACAACAACGGAGAACAAAUUAUCGUGGUUCAGAAUAAAAACAAAGUGUUGCAUAACUUGGACAAGUGCACAAAAUUUACCCGUCUGUCAAAGGGAUCACUGUUCUAUGGUAAUGACAGGGGGCAGAAAGGGGUCGGCCCUUCCAACGGAACUGCAUCCACUCUGUACAAGAGCCAAUACAAUAGCCAAUACCAGAGCCAGAUGCGCUACGUGAACAUCCAACCGAAAUGCACCUACGUGAAGAACACAAAUGGGGUCAACUUUCCCAAUUUAAAUUCUUCUCAUAUGGCAUAUUCGUACUAUGGGCAGACUCCUUAUAACAGUAAUAUACCAUUUGUGCAGAACGGCUCCUUUCCCCACAGAUACGGAGAAGGCACCGAUAGGGGUUACAACAAUGGGUCAUUGGCUGCGACCAAUGGGAACCACAUCAUUAGCAGUAAUCACAAAGUUCACAUGAAUGAUACCAUCGAUCAUUUGAGUAAAUUCGACAAAGUACAAAACGGGAUAAAUUUUGUAGACAGUAAGAACAUCCUGGUGAAUAACUCCAGUGUGGAAUUUGCAAAAUGUAGAAAUUUCACAAAUGCUUUCAGCCCUCAGUAUGUACCUGGUGCUCUAAACUAUAUUAAUGGCAUAAAUCCAAGUGUGCAGAAUUGCUCAAGAGUGAAUUUAAAAAGCAUAGGUUACUAUCCGAACAGAAAUAAUGUCAGUGGUAGUAGCUGUUUCUCCCCCACGUCCAUAAGACAAGAACCACUCAAUAGUGACUACCUAACUCAGUCGACCAAUUACGUGAACUCGUUUGAUGAUUCUUCUCAGAGUAUGUACAACCAAAUGGAGAACACAAACCCGUUUUUAUCUGAACAGAUGCAAAAUGGAAGGAGUACCUUAAUGAACCAAAAUGGAUACCCCCACUUUGCUCUGACGAAUAAUUAUUUUUCGGAUGCUAUUAAUCCUUUCACACAAAAUGGAAAAGGCGGUGGUAACCAAUGUGGGAUGUACUACCACGCGCAUACCAACCUGAGUUAUGCUCAUCAAGGCGAACAAAACGUCGCUAAUAAUGUAGCCAGUGGGACGGUCCACACAAAUGGAAGAAAACAAAUAGAUCAACCAUGUGUAGAUUUACCUAACCGAACCAGCGACAACCAUUUUGAAUGUGUUACUGAGGAUGGCACUUAUUCUUUGAACCCUCAGAAGAAGCGAGGUAGUGAAGGGAUGGUGGAGAAGGACAAUAAUGGGGACGCAAUGGAUACAGCUAAUCAGCUGGAAGGAAACAAAAAAUGCUACAUUGACGAUGUAAGCCACAAUUUAAAUUGCACACAAAGAAGUAGCACCACCAGUGGGGAAUCUAAAGGAGGAGAUGAUCAUAAGGAGGCCACUGCAAAGAGUUAUCCCCCCAGAGGAGGGAACGAACUGUUGGGUGAGGGGAGCAAACAUGUGGUGAACACAGAUGUGAGUGGAAACCAUGAACAGUGCCAUGGAAAUGACCCAGAUUGUGACGAACGAGGGAGUAACAUAACUGCCACAGGUGAGGAACUCCUUAACAGGAAUGUAAACAACAGCAGUGACUAUAAAAACGAAUACAGUAAUGACAAAGUGGAAGCAAAAAAAAAAUCCCCCUUGAACUCGAAUAAUAAUUCUUCACAAAAUAGUGGCCCAGACGCGAGGGAGUCGUCGCCUAGGGAGAGAAACCCGCGUGAGAAGGACCAACCGGAGGAUAACUCUCCCUCGACGGAAGGUACCAAUUUGCAUGUGGGUACCUAUCCAGAGGGUACCAUUAACGGGAACACCGGCGUAAGAAGCGUGCGCAGCGACAACCACGAUGGUAGCACCUCCCCUAACGCCCCAGAUGCUGAUGCUGACAUACAUUCGCCCCAUCACCCAAGCAAUAAUGUCACCCCCGCUCUUCCAAAAGAGAACCCCUCACGUGACGAUAACAGAACGAGUGAGGAACUUGCAGAUGCUGUAAAAACAUCACGCAACAAUGACGAAUAUCAAUGUACUACAAAUCUGCAGCAUCCAAGUAAUGCCUCAACGGGGGUGAACCCCGUUCAAAACAGUCACCUGGUGAAUAACCAUACUGACCAUUUUAACAUGAAGAACCAACCCCGUAAUAACGACUGCUGUGGCAUCAUUGACAACUUGGACACGGGUGCCCCUUCCGUGGAAGAAAAUCAGGACAGCUCAUACCAUGGUGGUAGUGCUCCAUUUGGAGGGAACGGGCACACCAAAUCGAUAAAUAUUAACGACAAACUUUCCUUUUUUAAUGUAAACGAAAUGGGAGCUUCUAUGGAUGAUGCACCUAUUGGGGGAAGCGCGAUAAGCGGCGUUGGUCGAAGUGGUCCCCUCAAUAGCGGGAGCACCGGAAUUGGCAUAAAGAAAUCAAACCAGAUGAACAGCAUAGACUUCUCCAUAACCAACACAGGGAAUAAAACGAAAUAUAAGAUGUCCGAAGAGAUGGUGAACAUAAUGAGACAGACAAAUGCAUACCGAACCCCCUGUGGACAUUACCAACUGAGCCAUCCAGACACAAGCAUGGCAAGCGUAUACAAGCCAUUAAACUUGAAUGGAAUAAUGCCGCCCCCUUACCAUAAUAGAAAAAGUAAUAACAUGAAAAAUUACCCAAGUGCAGAAAUGAGGAGUAAUAUAAAUAUACAUAAUUACAAUAGGAACAAAAAUGAGAACAUCGAAAUGACAAAUACGAAUGAAUGUCUCAGCACAUCCCCCCCCCCGAGCAACUUGCCAAACCAGUAUGGAUAUCUAUACAAUUAUAACAUGGGUAAUUAUUUUCUAAAUGGAGUCAAUUGGGUCGGUUUAGAAAAUCGCACAGGUGACAGACCUGUGAGGAAUAAUAUGAACUUUACCAAUUAUAAUGGCAUCUUCAAUGGAUACUGUCAUGGGGAUGAGGAGGAGUGGGAUCCGCAGCAGGAGGGUCCACAUAAGGACGAUCCACAUCAGGAUGACGACCGAAGCGGUGGGUCCUUCCCCUCAUGGAGCAAUUUAAAAAAAAGAGACAAAACAACAAAGGAGAAGAAGAAUGCCAAUAUGAACACGAGCAAACCGCAACCAUUAGGUUUAAAUGCCAGCAAGAAUAAAAGGCUAGGAAACAAUGGACCACCAACCGCCGAGAAAUUAAGCGAAUUGCUACAUGAGAAGAAUUUGUCCGUUCCACAAAUAGCGGCCAUAUACGGCGUGCACAGGACAACUGUCGCACGAUGGUGCCACAACAGGAACGUUAUCCAAAAGUCGAGUAACUACCAGGGGAGGAAGAAAUCGUCCUCCACGGUGGGCGCCGAGUACACCUAA
Molecule: messenger RNA, 6969 nt
Organism: Plasmodium inui San Antonio 1
Lineage: Eukaryota; Apicomplexa; Aconoidasida; Haemosporida; Plasmodiidae
Exons: 1
Coding region: 1-6969 (2322 amino acids)
Source: RefSeq, a predicted model, not a curated record